Molecule: messenger RNA, 1733 nt
Organism: Glycine soja
Lineage: Eukaryota; Viridiplantae; Streptophyta; Magnoliopsida; Fabales; Fabaceae
Product: scarecrow-like protein 3
Exons: 1
Coding region: 156-1487 (443 amino acids)
Biological process (GO): regulation of DNA-templated transcription
Cellular component (GO): nucleus
Molecular function (GO): sequence-specific DNA binding; DNA-binding transcription factor activity
Source: RefSeq, a predicted model, not a curated record
GGAAAGGAAGAAGAAAACUCCCAAGUGUCAUUGUCUGAUUGACAAAUUGUAUCUGGAACUGUUUUUAUCAAACAUUUACAUGCUCUGAGUAGAAUGAACAUCCUAUAUUUUCUCUUUUCACACCUACGGCUCUCAUUUAUGCUAAUCUAGCUAUUAUGGAUGGAUUAGGUUCGCCAUCCCAGUGGCUGAGGGAGCUGAGAUGGGACUCCCAGGGCUUAAAUCCGAUAAGCCUUCUUAUUGACUGUGCCAAAUGUGUUGCAUCUGGAAGCAUCAAGAAUGCAGAUAUUGGCCUUGAGUACAUAUCUCAGAUUUCAUCUCCUGAUGGUAAUGCAGUGCAAAGGAUGGUCACUUAUUUCAGUGAAGCACUUGGUUACAGGAUAAUAAAAAAUUUGCCUGGUGUAUAUAAGUCUCUCAAUCCAUCAAAAACAUCAUUAUCUUCUGAAGAUAUCCUUGUUCGGAAAUACUUCUAUAAACUGUGUCCAUUUUUGAAGUUCUCAUACCUGAUCACAAACCAUGCCAUUGCUGAGGCCAUGGAGUGCGAAAAGGUGGUUCACAUUGUUGAUCUUCACUGUUGUGAGCCAACUCAAUGGAUAGAUCUUCUACUAACUUUCAAAAACCGUCAGGGAGGUCCACCCCAUCUGAAAAUUACAGGAAUUCACGAGAAGAAAGAAGUAUUAGACCAAAUGAACUUUCAUUUGACAACUGAAGCUGGGAAAUUGGAUUUUCCUUUGCAGUUCUAUCCUGUUGUUAGCAAACUGGAAGAUGUUGACUUUGAGAAGUUGCCUGUAAAGAUAGGAGAUGCUCUUGCAAUCACUUCUGUUCUUCAGCUGCAUUCUCUUCUUGCCACUGAUGAUGAUAUGGCAGGGAGGAUCUCACCGGCUGCGGCAGCAUCUAUGAAUGUGCAGAGAGCACUGCAUAUGGGUCAAAGGACUUUUGCAGAGUGGCUUGAGAGAGAUAUGAUCAAUGCAUAUACCUUGAGUCCUGAUUCUGCUUUGUCACCGCUUUCCUUGGGUGCCUCACCUAAGAUGGGGAUCUUUCUCAAUGCUAUUAGAAAACUUCAACCAAAACUAGUAGUGAUUACUGAACAAGAAUCAAAUCUGAAUGGUUCCAAUUUGAUGGAGAGAGUUGAUAGAGCAUUGUACUUUUACAGUGCAUUGUUUGACUGCUUGGACUCUACUGUUAUGAAAACAUCAGUAGAGAGGCAAAAACUUGAGAGCAAGCUUCUUGGAGAGCAGAUAAAGAACAUCAUUGCUUGUGAGGGUGUUGAUAGAAAGGAGAGACAUGAGAAACUCGAGAAAUGGAUUCGAAGACUUGAAAUGGCUGGUUUUGAAAAGGUACCUUUGAGCUACAAUGGGAGGUUAGAAGCAAAGAAUCUGUUGCAGAGAUAUAGUAAUAAAUACAAAUUUCGAGAAGAGAAUGAUUGUUUACUUGUCUGCUGGAGUGACAGACCAUUGUUUUCUGUAUCAGCUUGGAGUUUUAGGAGAUGAAUGUUCAUAUAUGUGCUGGAAUAUGAAGAAUCCCUUGCAUUGCCAUGGAUUUCAAGAAGUUGAAAAUGAAGUAAUCAACAAGACAAGAAGAUGGAUCGAUUUUUAUUUUCAUCUUUCUUUCUUUUCUAGGGUUUAACUGUUUCUAAUUUCUAUGUAUAAAGGGUUUUAUGUUUUUGUUCUCUAGAACAGCUGGGUGAUUUGAAAUAGCCAAACAACAAAUCCAUCUUGUAUUGCUGUUGAUGUUAA